Magnolia sinica is the source of this 2116-nucleotide messenger RNA. Its product is annotated as cytochrome P450 704C1-like. The transcript has 6 exons. Lineage: Eukaryota; Viridiplantae; Streptophyta; Magnoliopsida; Magnoliales; Magnoliaceae. The record is from RefSeq and is a predicted model, not a curated record. Gene Ontology annotation, molecular function: oxidoreductase activity, acting on paired donors, with incorporation or reduction of molecular oxygen; heme binding; iron ion binding. The coding region runs from base 83 to 1600 and encodes 505 amino acids.
CUUAUCUUCUUUUUUUAAAAAGUCUUCAACCAUUCGAGGAUCUCAUCUUCUUCUUCUUCAUCCUCCCACCCAAGCCUUUUUCAUGAAGCUCAUCUAUACUUAUAUCUCUCUUCUCAUAAGUCUACUACUCUCUCUACUACUCUUGAAAGGAUUCUUCCUUGGAUGGUUUACAGAAAGGAAGAAGAAGCAAUACCAUCCAAUAUCCAGCACUGUCUUCCAUCAGCUCUUGAAUUUUGGGAGGCUGCACCAUUACCACACAGACCUUGCGCGCAGGCAUACAACCUUCAGGCUCUUUGGAGUCGGCAACAGCGAGAUCUACACCGCCAACCCAGCCAACGUUGAAUACAUGCUCAAAACCAACUUCACUAACUAUGCUAAGGGAACAUAUCACUAUGAUAUUCUGAGUGGCCUCUUAGGAGAUGGGAUUUUUGCAGUUGACGGAGAAAAAUGGCGCCACCAAAGGAAGAUAGCGAGCUAUGAGUUCUCCACCAAAGUCUUGAGGGAUUCCAGUAGCGUUGUAUUUCGACGCAAUGCUGCAAAACUUGCCCACAUUGUUUCUGAUGCCGCAACCUCCAAUCAAGAAAUGGAUAUGCAAGAUUUGUUCAUGAAAUCAACACUGGAUUCGAUAUUCAAGGUCGGGUUUGGUUUGGAAUUGAACAGUCUAUGUGGCUCCAGCGAAGAAGGGAGAAGGUUUGCUGAGGCUUUCGAUGAGUCGAGUGUGCUGACAUUUUGGCACUAUGUUGAUCCAUUGUGGAAGCUGAAGAAACGUUUCAAUAUUGGGUCAGAAGCAAUGCUUCAGGAGAAAAAGAAAUCGAUCGAUGAAUUCGUGUAUAAGCUGAUUCAAAGCAAGAAGGAGCAAAUGUCUGGACAGCGAGAUUCGAUGGAGAAAGAAGACAUCUUGUCAAGGUUUCUAGCAUUGAGUCAUGAGGAUCCAGUAAACAUGAACGAUUGCUACUUGAGAGACAUAAUACUGAAUUUCAUAAUCGCGGGCAAGGACACAACGGCUCUCACGCUCUCAUGGUUUGUUUACAUGAUUUCCAAGAACACUGUCGUGCAAGAAAAGAUCGCUCGAGAGGUAAAAGAAGCAACACAUGCACAAGAUUCAUCAUCCAUUGAUCAAUUCACCACAAGCAUGAGGGAAGAAGCACUCAACAAGAUGCACCAUCUCCAUGCAGCUCUAACUGAGACUCUCAGACUCUAUCCUCCAGUUCCAGUGGAUGGGAAAUUCUGCCUAGCAGAUGACACCUUACCAGAUGGAUUCGAAGUUAGAAAAGGGGACAUGGUGGCAUACCUACCUUAUGCCAUGGGCAGGAUGAAGUUCAUAUGGGGUGAGGAUGCAGAGGUUUUCCGCCCAGAAAGAUGGAUCGACGAUGAUGGCAUUUUCCAGCCCGAAAGCCCCUUCAAAUUCACGGCCUUCCAGGCGGGACCACGCAUCUGUUUGGGGAAGGAAUUUGCGUAUAGACAGAUGAAGAUCUUCGCAGCAGUCCUACUUCAUUUCUUCAGGUUCAAGCUCAGUGACAAGAAGAAGACUGUCAAAUACAGAACCAUGAUCACUCUUCACAUCGAUGAGGGCCUUUAUGUUCAAGCCUAUCAUGCAUGAAGUACUACUUUUAAGUCUCAUGAAGACUAGUAACAAGGUAAUGGGAGCCACAUGCAGAGAUUGCGGGACAAUCAGAAACCUCCAUUUCAUGGGUGCUAGUGUAGAUGGGCCACAGUCCGGUGAUGAUGUUGAAACGCUUACCGCAACCAUCAAUAUUUCCAGUUGAAUUUUGGACUGGUUGAAAAUAUUUUCCAAUGGCCCACAUUCAGCUGUAAAAGUUGGUCUAAAUUAUUAAUUCAUCUGAGUCUUGGACCAUGGAUCAUCCACAACAAAGGUCUGAGGAUGGGCGAUUCCAAUCAUCUGGCCAUCUCUCUACAUGUAAGUCUCAUGAAGCAAACAUGCCAUGUGAGCCUGAGCGCCAGUUUGGUUAUAUUAUUCUCAAGUAUGUUGUGAAAUGUCAUUGAUGGAAGUCUAGAUGUUAUACUUCCUUUUUUUUGGAAGAUAGAUGUUAUAAUGUAAGGAAAAUGAAUGAAAAGUGUUCAAUAAUGAAAAUGUUUUCAACCACCUGUUUCACUU